AUGACCAUCCAGCCUCUGUGCUUCCUGCUGCUGCUCCUGGGAGCCAGCGCUGCCGGGAGCCUCUGGAAACGGUCCCUGCCGGCCAGGCUGUCCGAGAAGUCCCACGCCGACGAAGUGGGCGCCCCCGGCCCCCGGCAGCCCCGAGCGGACCGCUGCCCACCACCUCCGCGCUCGCUGCCCCCCGGAGCCUGCCAGGCCACGCGCUGCCGGGCGGACAACCAGUGCCCGCGCCACAAGCGCUGCUGUUACAAUGGCUGCACCUACGCCUGCCUGGAGGCCGUGCCGCCCCCGCCAGUCCUAGACUGGCUAGUACAGCCGAAACCUCGAUGGCUUGGUGGCAAUGGCUGGCUCCUGGAUGGCCCAGAAGAAGUGCUACAAGCUGAGGCUUGCAGCACCACUGAGGACGGAGCAGAGCCACUGCUGUGCCCCUCGGGCUACGAGUGCCACAUCCUCAGCCCAGGGGACGUGGCCGAGGGCAUCCCCAACCGCGGACAGUGCGUCAGGCAGCGUCGGCAGACAGAUGGGCGAGUCCUGCGGCAUAAAUUUUACAGAGAAUAUCCAGAGGGCGACUCCAAGAAUGUGGCAGAGCACGGCCGGGGCCAGCAGAGGCGCGUGGAGUGA
Messenger RNA from Elephantulus edwardii (Cape elephant shrew), 621 nucleotides. It is a transcript of the gene WFDC1, whose product is annotated as WAP four-disulfide core domain 1. The record is from RefSeq and is a predicted model, not a curated record. Gene Ontology annotation, molecular function: peptidase inhibitor activity. The transcript is spliced from 6 exons. Bases 1 to 621 code for a protein of 206 amino acids. Gene Ontology annotation, cellular component: extracellular region. Gene Ontology annotation, biological process: regulation of cell growth. NCBI's taxonomy places the organism in Eukaryota, Metazoa, Chordata, Mammalia, Macroscelidea, Macroscelididae.